AUGGCGCCCACACACCUCAUCAUCGUCUGCUGCCACGGCAUCUGGCUUGGCGGAUCAACUCACGGUGCCGACGAAGCCGAGUGGCUCAUUGCCGACUUUCAGCGCGGCGAGACCCCCACCUUUAUCCAGCACGUCAAGGCUGGCGUGGAGGCCCUCGCCCCUGACCGGUCCGGCUCUACGCUGGUGUUUUCAGGGGGCCCUACACGCAAGGAGACGGAGAUAUCCGAAGCCCAGAGCUAUGCAAACAUCGCUGUUGAGCACGACCACUGGGGACUCUUGCAGGAUGGACCAUCCGACGACGAGAUCUUGGUAGAGGAGCGAGCACUAGACUCCUACUACAACGUCCUCUUCUCAUUAACACUUUACUACUCCAAAUUCAAAGCAUGGCCUUCAAAGAUGACCAUCGUGAGCCAUGGCUUCAAAAAGGAACGACUCGUCGACGGACACUGCGCAGCCAUUGGAUUCCCAUUGGACCGCGUCUGCUUUAUAGGAAUCGAUCCACCAGGAAUGGUUGCCGCUGCCGCAGGAGCUUCUGAUGGAAACGAUAAAGAAGAGGCCAUCAAGGGUGUUGGGUUGGCAAUGGGCGAGUGGAGGAGUGAUCCUCAUGGACGAGGAGAGAGCUUGGCUGGGAAGAGAGCAAAGAGGAACCCCUGGGGAGUGAGCCAGGGUGUAUUCCCGGAUGAAAAUUCAAGAUGGGGAUGA
This is a messenger RNA of Fusarium vanettenii 77-13-4, 702 nucleotides long. RefSeq lists its product as uncharacterized. NCBI's taxonomy places the organism in Eukaryota, Fungi, Ascomycota, Sordariomycetes, Hypocreales, Nectriaceae. The record is from RefSeq and is a predicted model, not a curated record. Gene Ontology annotation, cellular component: cytoplasm. The transcript has 3 exons. The coding region runs from base 1 to 702 and encodes 233 amino acids.